Molecule: messenger RNA, 2563 nt
Organism: Crotalus tigris (Tiger rattlesnake)
Lineage: Eukaryota; Metazoa; Chordata; Lepidosauria; Squamata; Viperidae
Exons: 34
Coding region: 66-2369 (767 amino acids)
Molecular function (GO): carbohydrate binding; galactoside binding
Source: RefSeq, a predicted model, not a curated record
CAGUGGAGCUGAAUAAACUCUUAGAAGAGCAGCAAGGACAGAAGAGCUGAAGAGCAACGAAGAAGAUGCGUCUCCUUUUCAUCUUUGCUUUGACUUUUACGCUUUCUGUCCAGCAGGAUAACAAGGAUAAUGCUGAUGCAGACUCUACAGAAAAUGCCACUGAAAUGAUGGAAAAAGUUCUAGAUGCACUGAGUGAGGAACAUACAAUGGAAAUAAUCAAUGCUUUAAAUAAAAAGGAUGUUGAAAAAUUAACAGACUGUAUGGAAGAUGCGUGUAAAAUGGCUGAUUUUGUGGAUCUCAUGGAGAAGAUAUUAUACUUUCUUAAGGGACUAUCACAUGGUGAUAAGCCAAUAUAUGACUUGAUAAAGGCACUCAUCAAACAGGGCCCUCUGGCUGAAUUGGUAAAUGAACUGAGUGAGAAACAUACAUUGGAAAUAAUUAAUGCUUUGACUGUAAAAGAAAUUGAAAAAUUGAUGAAUAUAGGUAAAAGUCCAAUCAGUAUUUUGGCAUUAAUUUCAGUCGGAAAAAAGAUAAUACCUAUUAUCGAGAAUGCUAAUGAUGGAAAAGGAGUAUCUAAACUGAUAAGUACAUUCACCGGUGGUGGAGAUGGAAACACGGAAAAUAGCAAUGAUAUUUUGGAAAAAAUUAUGAAUGCACUGAGUGAGGAACAUACAAUGAAAAUAGUUAAUACUUUCAAUGCACAGGAUGUUGAGAAAUUAACAGACUGUCUAGAAGGCGAGUGUAACAUGGCUGUUUCUGUGGAGAUCGUGGAGAAGGUGUUAAACGUUCUUAAGGGACUAUCACAUGGCGAUAAACUGAUAUAUAACUUGAUAAAAACAUUCUUCAAACAUGGUCCUCUGAUUGAAUUGGUGAAUGAACUGAGGGAGGAACAUGCAUUGGAAAUAAUUAAUGCUUUGAAUGGAAAAGAUAUCGAAAAAUUAAUGAAUAUAGAUAAAGGUGAAGUUAAAAUUUUUGAGUUAAUACCAAUCGGAAAAAAGAUAAUAUCUAUUAUCAAAAAAGCUAAUGGUGGCAAAGGACCGUCUAAACUGAUAAGUAUGUUCACGGAUGAUGAAGAUGGAAAAAGUGCUCUCCCUUAUUAUCAACCUCUCCCUGGCGGACUCCAUCCUGGGAUGUCUGUGUAUAUGCAAGGCCUUGUGCCCGAAGACAGCAACAGAACCUGGGUGAACUUCCAGGUGGACUUUGCCUGUGGCCAGCAUAAUGGGGCUGAUGUUCCCCUCCACUUCAGGUCUCACAUUAAUGCAGAGACAGUUGGGCUGAACACAUUUCAGGCAGGCAGGUGGAGAAAGGAAGACACACACACACAUCCCUUCCAGAAGGGCGAGCAUUUCGAGGUCAUCUUCAUGGUCAAUGACUUUGGAUACCAGGUCCUGGCGAAUGGGACGUUCUUCUGCAACUAUAGGCACAGAAUCCCCCCACAAAACGUGCAGGUCAUCAGGAUUGAUGGAGACCUGGAACUGCAAUCUCUGACCGUGAUUGGAGGACCAGUGAUGACUCUCCCUUACCAUCAUUCUGUCCCUGGUGGACUCCAUGCUGGGAUGUCUGUAUAUGUACAAGGCAAAGUGCCCAAACGUGCCAACAGUUUCAAGGUGGACUUUGCCUGUGGCAAAUUUUUAGAGGCCCACAUUCUCCUCCACUUCAACCCUCGCUUUGGUCAGGAGAGCGUUGUGCUCAACACAUUGCGGUAUUGGUCCGGAGGGUGGGGAAAGGAAGAGAAACACAAGAAUCCCUUCCAAAAGGGCGAGCAUUUUGAGAUUAUCUUCAUAGUUGAUGAGGCCAAAUACCAGAUCCUGGUGAACGGGAACCCCUUCUGCAACUACAAGCACAGAAUUCCCCCUGAAUUUGUAAACUUCAUUAACUUUCCAGAAAACCUGGAGUUGCAAUCUCUGACCGUGAUGGGAGGACAAAUAUUGGAGAACAUGGUGUUGACAGGCUCUGCAUUCUACUACCCACCGGUGCCCUACACGGGCAACCUUCCUGGAGGUCUGGCAUCCAAGAGGACCAUCACAAUACGAGGCUUUAUUCCAAAGAACGCUAGCAGGUUCGAAAUCGAUUUAAUGGCUGGCCGGAAUAUCGUUCUGCACAUUAAUCCACACAUGAAACCAAGGAGAUACGUGGUGCGCAACGCUUGUCUGAAUGGCAGUUGGGGAGCGGAGGAAAGUGAUCUGCCCUUUAACCCUUUCCAAUUUGGGCAAUACUUUGAGAUCUCAAUCUGCUGUGACAGUCACAAGUUCAAGGUUUAUACCAAUGGCCGCCACCUGUUCAACUUUGCUCAUCGUUAUGCCGCUAUUGGACAGACCCGCACUAUCAAUAUCCAAGGAGAUGUGGCCCUUUCCUACAUCAACUACUAAACAAUGGCGGGGGAGAAAGAGAUUAGUAGUGGUGCACUCACUCUUCUCUCUCUCUCUCAGUCUGCCAGUAGCUUCGAAUCCUGCUGAAUUUGAGUGGUCUAUAAGUUCCAGUAAAUCAAUCAAUCAAUCAAUCUGAGAAGUCUCAAUUGAGAAUAUUAAGCAGCAUUUUCAAUAAAAGCUUCUUGAUCAAGCAA